CGGCGCUGCUACGGUUGAUUCGGUGUUUACCAUCGUCCGUCAAACUGGGCCUGCUGUUGUUCCUCUUCCUUCUGUCAAACCGGUGCGUUUAGACUGCCGGGUUGACUACCUUAACGGAGAAGCCCUGAAUGAGGAGCGACGGCGUGAAUGGAGUUGCAUUCAUUCAUAACCAAAUUUUCAAACCGCUGAAGCCCCGCUGACAGCAAGGCAGAAGGCAGAUGGAGGCGCGAAAAGGGCUGUCUCGUUGCAUCAAACAGCCAAGCAGCAAACAAUCAAAUCUUGGUCCCUUUGGGCUGCACUUUUUGCCUGUUCCAAUUUAAAAUGGCCAAAAUCAAUUUGAAACUAACCUCGAAGGACGUGGAAACCAGCCUGCAGGGCGGCCCCAUCAAGCUGCAGUACAUUCCCGCCACGAUCAAGGGCGACGGGCCGGCGAAUCUGGAGCAGUUUUUCACCCCGUACACGGAAACGCAACGGGACGGAACUCUGUGCAACGCGCUUCGGGGAUAUCCGCUGCGCGGCAAAGCAACGUCCCUGCCGGCCGGCUACACGGGCGUGAUGUUGCAGGAAACGAAAAAGCCACUCUCGGACGAGGACGAUCGAACGCUAACGUUUGCCGGUGCGUUCCGCGACUUUACCUACUGGAACUACGAUCGCCAGCCGUCCCGGAACGAUCCGAUGGCGAAGGCACUGGGCUGGCUGCAGCUGGCGGAGGUGCUGCAUGGCGAUGAGCCCGAUGAUGGCACCGAGCAGGAUGUGAAGCCAGAACGGAGCAAAUGAAAACGCCAUCGAGUGAUGGGAGAGAUUGGUUUUGUAAAAUAUGUAGUUCUAUUUAUUUUCAAUUUGUCGUAGUGGGGCGUUAUAUCCCACAGAGAAAAAAAAAACAAAUGCUAAAA
Messenger RNA from Anopheles merus, 893 nucleotides. Its product is annotated as ribonuclease H2 subunit C. The record is from RefSeq and is a predicted model, not a curated record. Bases 322 to 777 code for a protein of 151 amino acids. Gene Ontology annotation, cellular component: ribonuclease H2 complex. Gene Ontology annotation, biological process: RNA catabolic process. NCBI's taxonomy places the organism in Eukaryota, Metazoa, Arthropoda, Insecta, Diptera, Culicidae. The transcript is spliced from 3 exons.